AUUUCCGUAAUUAAAAUCAAAGCGCGACAAUACAUGUUUGGCAAUACAAGCAUAAAAUUGCAAAAUCAUUCUUAUUUACGAUGAAUUUUCUGAGAGAACCAUUGUUGAUUGCAUGGGCUUCGUUUAUGGUCGUAAUAUCAUGGGUCAAUGCAUUUGAUGACACAGAACGAGUCAAAACUAUUGACCUUAAUAUCGGAUUCGAUCUAACAUCCAAUUCAGACGGAGUGCCAUCACUAAAAAUAAGACGUUUUGAAGAAGGUAGCCGUACCUUUAGGUUGGAACCAAAACCGUCCGAACGAGCGGAUUCAAUAGAAAGUGAAGAAAAAGAGAAACCUAAGUUUAAAAAACGAGUACAUAAACCAGGAACUGAGAGCAACGAUGAAGAGUCAAGUAGUGAGUAUGAAGGUGUAAGAAGUACGAAAGGUUUACGUGGAGAAUAUGAACCUGAAGACAUUCCAAAAGCACAAGAACCGUCUGAUGACAGUGACGAAGGCUCAGAUUAA
This is a messenger RNA of Papilio xuthus (Asian swallowtail), 503 nucleotides long. RefSeq lists its product as uncharacterized. Lineage: Eukaryota; Metazoa; Arthropoda; Insecta; Lepidoptera; Papilionidae. The transcript is spliced from 7 exons. Bases 81 to 503 code for a protein of 140 amino acids. The record is from RefSeq and is a predicted model, not a curated record.